Messenger RNA from Acanthamoeba castellanii str. Neff, 1026 nucleotides. RefSeq lists its product as uncharacterized. The coding region runs from base 1 to 1026 and encodes 341 amino acids. The record is from RefSeq and is a predicted model, not a curated record. Lineage: Eukaryota; Discosea; Longamoebia; Acanthamoebidae. The transcript is spliced from 8 exons.
AUGAAGCGAGCAGGCCUGUUGUGCAGGCCAUUUUCAGCCAAAAAUGCGCUAAGAUCGACAGCAUUCGCAUCUCCACGAUGGAAUCUCAGUGGGUCUCCACAGUCUGGAGGGCUGCUCACCUCUUCUUCUUCUUUUUCUGCACCACCCCUCCCUGCAAAUAUUUUUUCAUCUUCUCUUCUUCCCGGAACUGCGCCCCAUCGUUCUACUUGUUUCAGCCGAUUCGCCUCCACGCUGCGUACCUACUCCUUGCCAGCCUAUCGACGCCUCCUCUCCUCCGCCACUUCCACCACCGCCGCCACAAGGCUUGGGCACGGUCGCACCACUUCUGCACGUCUCGUCGCGGCAACUACGCGGCGCUACGUGACCCUGAAUGAGCUGCAGCGAGGCGGAAAGCUGCACCUGGUCUACACCGGCCCGAACCCAGCCACCAUUCGCACGCCGGCCUUCAUCUCCAGCUUCAUCUUCAUCUUCAGCUUUGCUUCGCGAGUCUUCCUGCGAGACGUGCUCCUGCUGUGCACGGCCCUCAUCAUCGCUCCGUUUUGCUCUCACCUCGUCUCUUAUGCGUCGGGCAUGGACAAGGCCUCCUUCGAGCGUGUCAUGCUCUGGUGGCUCAAGUACCGGGAGAAGGGCCCUACGCCGCCCCACACCGGCUACACGAUUGUCGACGGCCAGGAGCUGCAGAAGGUCCUCGAAACCAAGCUGGGCAGGCCCUACACCAUGGAGAUUCUGGAAUCGCGAUUGGACGACAAAAUCAACGCGCUGGCAGACAACAUGGAUGGCGUGGAGCUGUUGAUCAUCAGUGGCAAGAAGACGUUCGGGGGCUGGAGCGUGCCCUACCUGACCGUAGGCAUCCACGCCCGGAUUCGGUGGACAGAAACGGUCAAGAUCGUUGAAAAACGCGACCUGAGCACGCAAUUACUGAAGUCGAAGCGUGUGCUGAUCGAGAAGGUGGAGCUCGCGUUCGCCGACAACUCUUCCUUCGGGCGGCAGAAGCGAUUUACUGCGGCCAAGCUCAACAAGGAUUGA